AUUUAUGUCUGAAAAACCAAAUCAAUAAAAUCCUAAAAAGGGAGAGCCUUGGAAGCCAAAAGAAAAAUUUGAUAAGAAGGCUAAUAAAGAGAAGUAGAAGCAAGAAUAAGAAUAAGGUGAAGGAAAAUAGGAAACUAAUUAGCCACCAUAAUAAUAAAAUAAAUAGCCCAUCCAAUAAUAGACAGCUGAUUAAUAGCCGACUUAAUAAUAGGUGCCCACGAAUGAUAAAUAAAUUGCUUAAACUAAUGCUUCAAAAGAGUAAGAUAAGCGAAAAGAUUUUCUUUCACAUCUACCGAUAUUUUAGGAUUAUACUUCUGUAAGUAUCAAGACUGUCAAAUAAAUUGAUGUAAAUAAAUUCUUAGAAUAUAGCCUUUAACUUUGCAUCAUGCUUUUAUUGAGCUUUGUAUUUAAUAUCAAAAUGGAUAGUGUAUAGGGUCCACCCAUCGAUGUGUUGAGUUUCUUAAUGCCUUAAAACAAUUUAUAAGGGAUUAUAAGCUAUCAAGACAAUCAAAUUAUUUUGCAAUGGCCUUUUUGGAUGAAUUAAAGAAAAUUUUUAAUUUGAUGAAAAACUUUAGAACAGUGAAUGAAGGAAUGAGCACAUCAUAUUUAUUUAUAAGAGAGUGUUUGAUGAUCUUGAGAGACACAAAACUUGAUGAAAACGAAUCAAAAAUAUGGCUAUGCAAUCAAAUUGAUUAAUUCAUUCAAUCAAAAAUAAUCGCAGCAUCAGAAUUAAUUGUUAAAAAUGUAUUGAUAUAAAAAUUCAUAUUUUACAGGCUACUUAAUUGAUAUAGGAAGGAACUACAAUUCUGGUGUAUGCAAGAUCUUAUUUGAUUGAGAAUUUCAUAAUAAACUACUUCAAGUAAGGAAAGCAAUUGACCAUUUUUGUAGUCGAUAAUCCUCAAUUUGGAGAAGGAUCUCAAUUAGUGAAUCGUUUGUAAUAAUAGGGAAUUCCCUGUUAUCAAAUAUUGUUAUCUCAUGUCAGUUAUAUUCUGUCAAAAGUAGCAAACGAUGAAUAUUGUUUAGGUUGACAAAAUUCUAGUAGGGGCAUCAUCUAUGUUAUGUAACGGAGCUUUGGUUUCUAGAGUCGGAACUGCUUUAUUGGCAUGUCUAGCAUCAACCCACAAAAUACCAUUUUUAGUAUUUUGUGAAAGUUAUAAAUUCUCAGAGAAAAGUCAGAUUGAUUCUUUAUCUUGGAAUGAGAUAGCAUAAUUAGAACAGGGCAACGAAAAUCAAUAAUACACUUCUUUAAGUCUCAGAUAUGAUAUAACUUAAUCCAAUUACAUCAAUAUGGUAUGAGUCAUAGGUGAUUUAUUAGAUAGUGACUGAAGUUGGAUUGAUACCGGCAACAUCUGUAAAAGCAGUAAUUGGGGAAUUCAAAAAGUAUAAUUACGUAGAUGCUAUUGAAGUUCCAAGAAAAGAACAAUGAUAAUGAUAAUGUUUAAUAGG
Messenger RNA from Paramecium octaurelia, 1446 nucleotides. Lineage: Eukaryota; Ciliophora; Oligohymenophorea; Peniculida; Parameciidae. The record is from the annotation of a GenBank genome assembly.